Messenger RNA from Phycodurus eques (leafy seadragon), 1831 nucleotides. It is a transcript of the gene tinf2, whose product is annotated as TERF1 (TRF1)-interacting nuclear factor 2. Gene Ontology annotation, biological process: telomere capping; regulation of telomere maintenance via telomere lengthening. The coding region runs from base 444 to 1589 and encodes 381 amino acids. NCBI's taxonomy places the organism in Eukaryota, Metazoa, Chordata, Actinopteri, Syngnathiformes, Syngnathidae. The record is from RefSeq and is a predicted model, not a curated record. Gene Ontology annotation, cellular component: shelterin complex. The transcript is spliced from 7 exons. Gene Ontology annotation, molecular function: telomeric repeat DNA binding.
UUGGGAUAUUGUAUAUUGUGUUGUAGUCAAUCAAGUCUGUUAAAAAAAAUAGUAAGUGGGAAAUGCGCAAAUGUCCGUCAUAUCCGGAUAGGUUUUGGGGUGCACUCGUUUGUAAACUGCGUUACCUGAGUGAGCGGGGCUCGUCCGACGAAGGGAGUUUUUUUAAGCACCGCUCGUGCGGUAUGUGCGGUAGAAUAACAUUUAACGCUUAAUCGCUUAACUGAAGGCGGGAUGGCGAAAAGUUGAAGCUGAACUUUUCGUUGCAACUAUUGCUCGAAUUGCGGCGUAGGCGGUAAAUAAACAUCUGCAGGUUUCGCCAAAUAUCAGUUCCAUCUUGGGGAAAUUUCCCAAGUAGGCGCCGUUUAGUUUUGGCUUUUGGUUAAAUCAAGAGGCGGCCUGGCCACUUGCUAAGCUAGCCGUCAACGUUUUCUUUGACUUGUAGAAUGGCGACGAGAAAACCAAACAACAUGUUUGCUGAUGUCAGUCUCCCCUUCGCCGCCUUGCAGCGGCUGGCUCCGCCCGUGCGCUUGCUGUCCGCCGCCUUCUGGAAGGUGAUGAAGCAGCGGGACGUGGCGCAGUACGGCGUCCUGGAGGAGUUUGUGUCGUCCACGUGCGAGAUGGUGUCGGGCUUGCUCACCUUGAGGCACCAGGUCAAGCUCACAUUGGGGCUUAGAUCCCGGCUCAUCUUGGAGCUUCUGCGCACCCCCCAACCUGAUGCGAGGGUCAUCAAGACGCACCUGAGAAGGAUCUACGCUGCUUCCACCCCGUCGACGUCUUCGGCUCCAACUGUGAAGAUGGACGUCAAGGUGGAAAAAUCAGUGGCGAAUUUCCACACGUUGGUGCACGAGCUGCUCACCGACCCGGCCGCCAAAGAGGAGUUCUUCCAGGAGGAGUUCCCUCACGACUACGGUCCUUUGUUCGACCAGGCGUUGGAGAAGCUGCUGUGGGAGUUUCUCAUUCGUUUGGAUCAACUGCUCCCAGUGCCCAGCCUUUCUCAGACGGUGUCCUGGCUGAGCGAAACCCCCGCCGUUUUGGAAGAGUGCGCCCGAGCGGCCACCCAGCCCCAGCUCCUGAAGAUUUUGCUCGACCAUCAAACCUGUCUCGGGCAUCUCGAACCCGCAGCAUCCCUCCCUCCAAACAUGGGAGACUCCAUCUUGGCGUCCCUCUCUUUACCCCUCUCCGGAAAAGCAUCCUCAAAUCCGCAACAAGACCCUGCCGCGUCCUCUUCCGGGGAUCAACCCGCGCGGAGACAAGAAAAAACGCCCGCCGUCGCGAUCGGGCCAAUAACCGACGACACGCCGGCAGUGAAAAAGGCCGAACAAGAUGGUGGCCGGAUGACAAGGUUGUCGGCGACGAGGAGCCGCCACGCAAAGCGCAAGCAAGCAGACGGCGUCGAGGAGGAAACGCCGACCUCCAAGAAUCCUUGCCCCCUUACGGCCGCCUGUCUGCGCCGCCGAGCCAGAGUCGUCAUCCGAAAACUGCCCCGCUCCGAGCUCCUUAGAGCGGGAACGACGUCCAACGGGCCCGGGCGCUGCCGGCCUCAAACGGCUCUCCGCAUGGAAGUCCGCAGCUUAGACAAUAAAGAGUAAGAAACCAGUAAUGAUGUGUAUAUAUAAAUUUAAAAAAGUCAAGUCCCCACUCGCGGUUCACAGAUUCACCUCUUCACGUUUCUUUUUAACCCGUUGUUCGUCUUUUGGGUUUUUUCUGAAUUGCCGCCGCCUGCUUAAAUAGGAAAGUAGUACAGCUGGUCCGGUUGAAGUGAUACAUCUCAACUGAGAGACGAGCUUUGUAUUUGUAUGCCGAGGAGGAGCUAAGCUCGGCCGAGGUUGUU